Molecule: messenger RNA, 838 nt
Organism: Bombyx mandarina (wild silkworm)
Lineage: Eukaryota; Metazoa; Arthropoda; Insecta; Lepidoptera; Bombycidae
Gene: HemK2
Product: HemK methyltransferase 2
Biological process (GO): methylation
Cellular component (GO): eRF1 methyltransferase complex
Molecular function (GO): protein methyltransferase activity; S-adenosylmethionine-dependent methyltransferase activity; nucleic acid binding
Source: RefSeq, a predicted model, not a curated record
AGCAAGGCUCUAUAAAUUAACUAUGGAAACUCCACAUCAGAACCACAUUGACAAGGCCGAUUUCGAUCACGUAUAUGAACCAGCCGAAGAUAGCUUUCUCCUCAUUGAUGCCAUAGAAAAAGAUUUAGAAAACCUACGGUCUAGGAAUCCUGCUUUGUGCCUUGAAGUAGGCUCGGGUAGUGGUGUCGUAGUAACUGCAUUUGGUAUGGCAUUCCCUUCAACAUUCUGUAUCAGUACAGAUAUCAACUUCAGAGCAUGCAUAAUGUCAAAAAAAACUGCUGAAUAUAACAAGGUUAUAUUUGAUUCAGUGAGGAUGGAUCUGGCGAGUUCGUUUGUUGAUAAUAUAUUUGAUAUCAUAAUAUUUAAUCCUCCGUAUGUAGUGACAGAUUCUGAAGAAUGCGGCGGAGAUGAUAUCACAGCCAGCUGGGCAGGUGGGGUCAAAGGGAGAGAAGUAACAGACAGAUUGUUAGAAAUGAUACCAAAGAAAUUGGCUAAAGAUGGUACAUUCUACCUUCUGCUGAUUGAAGAGAACAUUCCAGAUGAGGUAAUCAAUAUUAUGUCUAAUCAUGGAUUUAGAUAUAAAACUGUGGUAAGAAGGAAAGUGAGGAAUGAACAACAAAUAGUUUUAAAAUUUUAUAGAUUAAUAUAUUGAAAUAAAUAUAAGAGAAAUAUAUACUAAAUAAUGUUUUUAUGUGCAUUUUAUUGUUUGAUAUUCUUUUUUACGGCAUCUCCAAAGCUUCUAGCGCCAUCUUCAUUUUCUUGUGCUCCAGGCAAUAAUAAGCAAUCUUUAAUCCAUCUUUGAAUGUUUGGAAAACUUGAUAUAUCCCAUCCAACAGCC